ACGGGGAGCUGUCAGAAGAGCAGAAGGCUCUCCGACUCGGGCUAAAUUAUUUAGUCCUGAAACAGAAGCUGAAGAAUGAAUGAUAGCUCCUAACAUCUCUAAUUAAAGUUGUGCCUCUGAUGGAAUACUCAGGUCCCUGGGUCUCUCUUCCUCUGUCUGAACCUCGCCAUUCGCCUCCCGGACUAAAUCUGGACUAAACCUGUACUAACCCCGGACUAACCCUGGAUCUGCUCUGGACCCACCCUCCCUGACGUCCUCCUUCCCUCCUGCUUCCCUAUUUCUACCUCACUUAUUCUGAAAUGUCCAGAAGUGAAUGUUUUUUAUGGAUUGAGCACUUUUGCAAGAUAGGUCAAUUUGAAGUUACCUCAGAAUAAUAGAUCAAAAAUAAAUCAAGACCUUAGAUGUAUUUUUUGUACACAUUUAGUCCUUGUUUCAGUCUUGGUUUAGUUCGGGUUCAGUCCUGGUGUAGUCUUGGUUUCAGUUCGAGUUCUGACCUGGUUUAGCCCUGGUUUAGUUUUGGUUCAGUUCUAAAUUGAUCCCUAGUCUAGCCUAAAUUCAGUCCCUCCUUAGUUCUCACCCCGCCCCCCUGGCCCGGCCCCACCCCUCCCGGUGAUGUGGCGGUGAUGUCACGUCCUGGCAGCCCCGCUCACUCAAGGCCGACGCCCACCUUCUUCUUGGGGCCGGACGAUGACAGCGAAACUCUGGACAUGAGCGCUCCCGACAUGGACCUGUACGACGAGGAGGAGGAGGAGCCGGACUCGCCUCCAGAGCAACAGAUCGUUGUGGGAAUAUGCUGCAUGAUGAAGAAGUCCAAGUCCAAACCCAUGACCCAGAUCCUGGAGAGACUCUGCAGAUUUCAAUACAUCACAGUGGUCAUUUUUAAUGAGGAGACCAUCCUGAAUGAGGCAGUGGAGCAGUGGCCCCUGUGUGACUGCCUCAUAUCAUUUCACUCUAAAGGCUUCCCUCUGGAUAAAGCGGUGGAGUACGUCAAACUAAGGAACCCUCUACUGCUCAAUGACCUCAACAUGCAGUACUACAUACAAGACAGGAGAGAGGUUUACAGGAUUCUGCAGGAGGAGGGCAUAGACCUUCCUCGAUAUGCUGUACUGAACCGAGACCCAGACCAUCCUGAAGAGUGCAGUCUGGUGGAGGGGGAGGACCAUGUGGAGGUGAAUGGUGAGAUCUUCCAGAAGCCAUUUGUAGAGAAGCCUGUCUGUGCUGAAGACCACAAUGUGUACAUCUACUACCCCACAUCUGCAGGAGGAGGCAGCCAGAGACUCUUCAGGAAGAUCGGCAGUCGUAGCAGUGUGUAUUCCCCUGAAAGCAGUGUGAGGAAGACUGGCUCCUACAUCUAUGAAGAGUUCAUGCCCACAGAUGGAACCGACGUUAAGGUAUACACAGUGGGACCAGACUACGCCCACGCUGAGGCUCGGAAGUCUCCCGCUCUGGAUGGGAAGGUGGAGCGUGACAGUGAGGGCAAAGAGGUGCGGUACCCGGUCAUGCUCAGCGCUAUGGAGAAGCUGGUGGCACGCAAAGUCUGCUUGGCCUUCAAGCAAACUGUAUGUGGGUUUGACCUGCUCAGAGCCAAUGGACACUCGUACGUUUGUGAUGUGAACGGAUUCAGCUUUGUCAAAAACUCUAUGAAGUACUAUGAUGACUGUGCCAAGAUAUUGGGAAACCUGGUGAUGCGAGAGCUGGCUCCUCAGUUCCAAAUCCCCUGGUCCAUCCCCACAGAGGCAGAAGAUAUCCCCAUAGUGCCCACUACAUCAGGGACCAUGAUGGAGCUGAGAUGCGUGAUUGCUGUGAUACGUCAUGGAGACCGGACACCCAAACAGAAGAUGAAGAUGGAAGUCCGGAACCCUAUGUUUUUCGAUCUGUUUGAGAAAUACGGAGGAUAUAAAACAGGAAAACUGAAGCUGAAAAAGCCGAAACAGCUGCAGGAGGUGCUGGACAUCACGCGGCAGCUGCUAGCAGACCUGGGUGCACUGGUUGACUGUGAGAUCGAGGAGAAAAAGUCCAAACUGGAACAGCUCAAAACUGUGCUGGAAAUGUACGGACAUUUCUCUGGCAUCAACAGAAAAGUACAGCUCACGUAUCUGCCCCACGGACAGCCCAAGACCUCCAGCGAAGAGGAGGACACACGUAAAGAGGGCCCCUCACUGCUGUUGGUCCUGAAGUGGGGGGGGGAGCUGACGCCUGCAGGCCGAGUCCAGGCAGAGGAGCUGGGACGGGCCUUUCGCUGCAUGUACCCUGGAGGACAAGGAGACUAUGCUGGGUUCCCUGGUUGUGGGCUCCUUAGACUCCAUAGCACCUACAGACACGACCUGAAGAUCUACGCCUCCGACGAAGGACGGGUCCAGAUGACAGCGGCUGCAUUUGCCAAGGGUCUUCUGGCUUUGGAAGGGGAGCUGACUCCGAUCCUGGUGCAGAUGGUGAAGAGCGCAAACAUGAACGGCCUUUUGGACAAUGACUGUGACUCACUGAGCGGCUGUCAGCACCGAGUAAAGGCUCGACUCCACGAAAUACUACAGAGAGACCGAGGGUUUACAGAGGAAGAUUAUGACAGGCUGGCACCCACCAACAGUGCAUCUCUGCUGAACUCCAUGAAGCUGGUGGAGAACCCAGUACAGACCUGUGACCGAGUAUAUGCCCUGAUCCAGAGUCUGACCGCACAGAUACGCACACGCAUGGAGGACCCCACCUCUGCAGAUCUGCAGCUGUACCACUCUGAGUCCUUGGAGCUCAUGCUGCAGAGAUGGUCCAAACUGGAGCGAGACUUUCGGAUGAAGAAUGGUCGCUAUGACAUAAGUAAAAUCCCUGAUAUCUACGACUGUGUGAAAUACGACGUCAUCCACAACUCCACUCUGGGCCUGGAGGAUACACUGGAGCUAUUCAGACUGAGCAGGGCGCUGGCUGACAUAGUCAUACCACAGGAGUACGGUAUCAGUAAAGCAGAGAAACUGGACAUCGCCUACGCAUACUGCCUUCCACUGGUCCGAAAGAUUCAAAUGGACCUGCAGCGGACGCAUGAGGACGAGUCUGUCAACAAACUGCACCCACUAUAUUCUCGUGGGGUGAUGUCUCCAGGUCGGCACGUUAGAACGCGCCUGUACUUCACCUCUGAGAGUCACGUACACUCACUGCUCUCGCUCUUCAGAUAUGGAGGCCUGCUCGAUGAGGAAAAAGACCAGCAGUGGAAAAGGGCCAUGGAUUACCUAAGCGCAGUGUCAGAGCUCAACUACAUGACACAGAUCGUCAUCAUGCUGUACGAGGACAACAACAAGGACCUUACAUCAGAGGAGCGCUUCCACGUGGAGCUUCACUUCAGCCCCGGGGUGAAGGGGGUUGAGGAGGAGGACAACCCACCCAUGGGCUUCGGGUUCAGGCCUGCGUCAGCGGAAGUUGCCCAGCAGGUGGAGGCCGUGCAGCCCGGAGGAGGGAACUUUGGCCUGGGCAGGAGGAGGCACCCAUCGCCCCUGCUCCAGAAUGGCCCCAAGCACACGGACAGUCUGGAGGACCUGACUUCAGACAAGCCCAGGAAAGGAGCCGAUCGCCUGGGAGACGAGGUGGACAAAACUGGGGAGGGAGGAGGGUCCAUAGAGGGGGGAGAAAGGAGCGAGACUGACCGCCAUGUUCCUCUUUCUGAGCCAAUCAGCAUCCAGAGGAAGUCCCCUCUCAUCCGCAACCACAAGACCGGAUCUAUGGAGGUUUUGUCAGAGACCUCCUCGUCCAAAGGGGGCAGUUAUCGUUUGUUCUCACUGUGCUCGCGUCAGUCUCCUGAGAUGAAGCAGAGUGGCCUCGGCUCUCAGUGCGCAGGACUCUUCAGCACCACUGUCCUCGGAGGCUCCUCUAGCGCCCCCAACCUGCAGGACUACGCACGUGCACACCGCAAAAAAUACUCAUCCGCCUCGCUGUCCUACAAAGACGAGUUGUUGUCUAUGCCGGCAGUAAAGCGAUUUUCUGUGUCGUUUGCAAAGUAUCCGACCAAUGGGACUAAAGAUGAUUCGUCUGCCGUAGCCCCGCCCCUCUGGUGUUCUGCUGCAGAGGAGCAGCGUAUCUCUCAGUUGUUGAAGCGUUUUUCGAGCGGCCCCAGCUUUAGCCCAGCCCCCGGCCCGUUAAGCCCUUCCUCCCUCUGUUUUGGCCCCUCCCCUGCCCACCCAGGCCCCUCCCCCCCUCCGCCGGCUCGCAGCACCCCCUGCAGACACCUGUCGGUCGACGCAGCCCUGGCUCACCAUCUACACCUGUGCUCCUAUCACCUACGUCUCUUCAGGAACUGCCUCAUCUCCGGACGAGACCCAAUCGAAUUCCUCCGAUACGGUUUUGAGGGCUGCUCCAUGGUGCCCUCUAUCUACCCUCUGGAGACGCUGCACAACUCUCUGUCCCUGAAGAAAGUCACAGAGUUUCUGAGUUUAGUUUGUGAGAACGCCGGAGACGCUCACAGCCGCGCAGGGAGAGCUUUGUCGGCCAUGUUCUCAGCACAGCAGCCUUCAGUGGAGUCCUACCUCCCCCAGAGAGUCCUGCCCUCAGCCCUGAGGUCCAGAACAGACCGACCGCCCUGGUACAGCAGCGGUCCAUCCAGCACCGUGUCUAGCGCUGGCCCCUCCUCCCCCAACGCUGAUUCCUCACCUCGGUUUAGCUUUAGCGAGAAGCUAACUCCUCAGAGCAGUGAAGAGGCACACACAGCUAACGCUAACCCGACAGCUAAUGACCCACAAUGCACUGCAGCUUCAGGGGAGGUGCCUCUGACACCAACAAACUCACCCCAAGAAGAAGACAACAGGAAACAGGAAUCUGAGGCAGCAGCAGAAGUCCCCCAGGCAUCAGAGGGACAUCUGACAUCAGAGGGACCUCGGCCUCCCCUGUGCCUCCUCUCUGACCUGUCUGUGCCCCCAUCUGCCCUCUCUGACCUCUCCCUGCCCCGGGUGGAGCCCUUCUCUUUGCCUGGGUCUUUGCCAGUGCUGUUGGAGCUGAGGGAGAGCAGCAGUGAGGCUGGCUCCAGCUCUCAGACGCCUCAGUCUCCAGAGGGCGCUGACGAGUUCUUUGACACGCACGAGAGCGUAUGGAGCGAUGUGGCUGAGAUUACAGAGUUUACUGAGCAUGCUCAGAAUAGCGAUGCUACGGCGCAUACUCCAAACGACGAUACAGAACACACUGAGAGCACAGAAGGGCCAGAGUGUGUAGAUACAGAAUGACAUCUGAGGGUGACUGUGGAGAGAUCUUUCCUGUCGAAACUGAACAGUGGAGCAUCUGUGAAGAGUGUGUGUAUGUGUGUGUGUGAGUAUGAGUAUGUAUUGAGAGAGCAUCAGGUAGAAAAACAACUAAACAAAACCUAUAUCAGCUCUAAGUUCAAAUGUAUGUGUGGUGCCAAAGUCCAAUUGUAGAACAAGUAUUAUAUCCAACUGUUACAGUGUGAGCCUCUCUCCACUUCUCUACGCUUCCUCUGCUCCUCCUCUGAUCUUCCUCUGCUCCUCUUCUGGACCUCCUCUGCACAUGGCUCCUUCUCUGCUCCUCCUUUGCUCCUCCUUUACACAUGGCCGGUGCUUAUCUGUGAAACGUUAGAUUUUUUUUUACUUUUGAGCUGAAACCCUGUGGCUCUGCUCUAAACUAUAAAACCGCCUGCAUGUAGUUUUUUAUUAGUUAAUAAUAAUAACAAUAAUAAUAAUAAUAAUAAUCUUAUUUGAGCAAGCUGUGCUAAAGUGAAGUUUCAGCCCUAAAGCUUUAGACUCCGCCUCCUCUGUGGUACAUGUGUUGGACAUGUUUAGGUUUUAACGGAACAAAUUUUCUCUUGCCUGGCAAGAGAAAAUUUGAUAUAUGUUUGCAUUUUUUAUACAGUCUGGUCCCCACUCCCUCUGUCACACCUUGUGGCCAAACAAACUUGAUCGUCCAAUUAGAUUUUUUUUUCAGUGAGGCAUCUGAAACAAAGGCGCUCAUUGGUCAUCUUUUACAAACAAAAUUAAAUUUUUCUCCCCUCAGAUUAACAACCAUUGAUUCUGCAGAAAUCCUCCAUGUUUUGUCCAUGUCCAUGUCCGCUGUGAUAGUUCUUAUUUCCUCCUAAGCAGCCAUAUUUGUUUUGAUAUAGACGCACCAUGCGUGUCCCUGAGUGGUUAAUCUAACGGUCAAUCACACCCAUCAGACCUCGGGGAGAUUCACUGGUGACCAGACUCACAUUUUCACGCUUGGACAAGUAUGUGUUGUGGAGCCCAGGCAGCCUUUACUCUUUAUUUCAUGGCUUUUAUCUGUAAAAUCCAGUUAAUCUGAUUUAUAAAUAAUCCUCUUUAAAAUCAAAAAAUCAUAGAGGUUAUAUCACAGUUGAGCUAUGGAAAUAUUUAUGAAAUGAAAUACACAGCAGCUGAGAUGACAAACCUGAACCUAAUGUGUUUUUCUUAUAUUAAUCUAUUUUAGACUUAAGUUUGUCUUAAUUCUGCAGCUAAUUUAGAUUAAAUUUUUUAUUUUUCCACUUUUACUUUGAAAGUCACUGAACAGGUCCCACUUCCUGUGUCUUAGUUCUACAGAAAUGUGUCAAAUCUGUAAAUGUUUUAUCAGAAAUGAUAAAAAAAACGGUAUAAAACUGUGCAGCCACUCAUAAAAUAAUAAUAUA
Periophthalmus magnuspinnatus is the source of this 6598-nucleotide messenger RNA. It is a transcript of the gene ppip5k1a, whose product is annotated as diphosphoinositol pentakisphosphate kinase 1a. Gene Ontology annotation, molecular function: diphosphoinositol pentakisphosphate kinase activity; 5-diphosphoinositol pentakisphosphate 1-kinase activity; inositol hexakisphosphate kinase activity. The transcript is spliced from 33 exons. NCBI's taxonomy places the organism in Eukaryota, Metazoa, Chordata, Actinopteri, Gobiiformes, Gobiidae. Gene Ontology annotation, cellular component: cytosol. The record is from RefSeq and is a predicted model, not a curated record. Bases 624 to 5192 code for a protein of 1522 amino acids. Gene Ontology annotation, biological process: inositol phosphate biosynthetic process; inositol metabolic process.